Messenger RNA from Hemicordylus capensis (graceful crag lizard), 2341 nucleotides. RefSeq names its product UDP-GlcNAc:betaGal beta-1,3-N-acetylglucosaminyltransferase 3 (gene B3GNT3). The transcript is spliced from 2 exons. Gene Ontology annotation, molecular function: hexosyltransferase activity. The coding region runs from base 251 to 1390 and encodes 379 amino acids. Gene Ontology annotation, cellular component: membrane. The record is from RefSeq and is a predicted model, not a curated record. NCBI's taxonomy places the organism in Eukaryota, Metazoa, Chordata, Lepidosauria, Squamata, Cordylidae.
GACACCCGCUCCCACGGAGAGAGAGUGUCCUGUGCUCUUCUGGCUCACGAUUGACCCACCCAGCUUCCUGCACAGAUUGUUGUUCUGGGUGGCUUCUGCUUCACCUGCAUCCUGGAGACACACCUUUCCGCAAGGACAAUUCUUGCCUAGGAGUCACUCUCUAGAGCAACUAAGCUGGGAUUGCAAAGAACGUUUUUAGCGAUGUGAGGAUUUUGCUAUGCAUUAAAUAAUGACAGAGGUAAAGUGAAAAAUGCCACGCCACUGGUGGUACAAGGCGGAAGUAACCAUCCUGAUUCUGCUGGGAUUCACUGGCCUCCUCAUCCUUCUCCAAAAUAAUGAUAACAGCCACAUCUCAAAAGAGUUGAGAGAAACCUCGAGCCCAAUCCCACCCAUCGUCACCAAAGCCACCAAAGCCAUUACUGAGUGCCGGGAGAAUGUGUCCAUGGCCAACAUCUCUGGCUUUGCCCAGUUGCCGGACCACAUCAAGGAUUUCUUGCGGUAUAAACAUUGCAAAGAAUUCCCGCUGCUUCUGGAUCUGCCGGAUAAAUGUGGUGGCCCGGAAGCCUCCCACGAGGUCUUCUUGCUCUUGGCCAUCAAGUCCUCACCCGGCAAUUAUGAGCGGCGUGAGAUCAUCCGCAAGACGUGGGGGCAGGAACGGACCUAUGCUGGAGUCCAUAUUCGGAGGGUCUUCCUCUCUGGGAUGGUACCCAACGCUCGUGAGGCUUGGAAGCUGCACAAGCUCCUGAAGAUUGAGGCGGAGGAGAAUGGAGACAUCCUCCAGUGGGGCUUCCAUGACAGUUUCUUCAACCUGACGCUCAAGCAAGUCCUUUUCCAUGCCUGGAUGGAGGCCCGGUGUCCUGGCGUCCGCUUUGUUUUCAACGGAGACGACGACGUCUUUGCCAAUACGGACAAUAUCAUCCAUUACUUGUUGAGUGUCCCGGGGGCAGGGGACCAACACCUUUUUGUGGGUCAACUCAUUGCAAACGUGGGCCCCAUCCGUGAAAAGUGGAGCAAGUAUUAUGUGCCAGAGCAAGUGACUACCUCCAAGACCUACCCGCCUUACUGCGGUGGGGGUGGUCUUCUCAUGUCCGGCUACACUUCCCGGACAAUCUAUGAGAAAUCUCUGGGGAUCGAGCUCUUCCCCAUUGAUGAUGUGUACCUUGGGAUGUGUCUCCAGAAGGCGGGUCUGUCUCCCUCCUCCCACAUGGGCAUCCGGACGGUGGGCGUGAGGAUCCCCUCCUCCAAACUGGAGUCCUUUGACCCCUGUUACUACAAGGAGCUUUUGCUGGUCCACCGGUUUGUGCCUUAUGAGAUGCUGGUGAUGUGGAGAGCGAUCCACCAGCCAGACUUGGUCUGUGGGAAGAGAGUAGAGAUCUACCAGAGUCUCUGAGGAAUCAUUGGUUGGGGAGGGAUAAAAAAGGUGGUAGUGGGGAAGUGAAGUCUGGAAUGGAGGGUGAGAACAGACCACGUGCAUUCCUACUGGCCUCUAACAUGCAGGUAGUAAUGUCUCGUCUGCCUCAGUUGAGUCUCUUCCCCGGUGCUCAAAAGUGAUUGAAAGUGAUUGAAAUCCAAGUGCCCAGGAAAGUGUGUUGUAGCUAAGGGCGGCUGGUGGUUUGCUUGUUUUUCUCAGGAUAACUUUUUAAAAAUGCAAGCUGACCGCAUGACAGGACUCUGAUGGUUCUCUCCAAGAUAAAUUAGACUCCUUUUGCAUCAUUAUUGACUCCCCCUCUGGUCUUGCAAGGUCAUGCCAGGGCUGAAGUCUCCACAAAAGCAGUGUGCUCAAAAGCAAUGAAUGAGGCUGCUCACAUCUCAGGAAUCCUGUCCAGCAGUGUCUAACUUCUCCAGGACUUCUUUCUGUUUGACUGGCUGGGCCUAGGAUGGACAUGGACCUUGCCUUUGAACUGAGGACUCCUCUCUAGUGUGGCUUCUUCUGGGCAUAAAGAUCACCACUGUGGUUUGGUUCCAGACAACCAUGAUGCUCUCCAUUUUUCCUUUUGGCUGGUCUUUGGAGCCAAGCAGGAGGAGGCAAUGAUGGUGCCUAGCUGCAUUCACACAUGCCAUGUUGGUGAACUCUGGAUCUGAGCCAAGCCAUCAUUUGGCCGGGCAACCAGCCCCAGCCCCGUGCUCGGACAGGCCCUGCGCUCAUUGGCCAAGCAGCUUGCUCUCCUCAGCUGGCAGCGCCAGGCCCAACCCACACCAUCAGGGCCGUGGCUGCUUUUCUCACAACCGGAGCCCAGAGACUGGCUGCCACAUCCACGCGGAGAGGAGGUGUGUGGUGCAGCCUGCUCACCCUCUCCCCGCCCCCCCCCACCUCCAGCUGCUUUCUCCACUCUGCCUCUCU